Aspergillus puulaauensis is the source of this 2754-nucleotide messenger RNA. RefSeq names its product coatomer subunit gamma (gene SEC21). Gene Ontology annotation, biological process: intracellular protein transport; intra-Golgi vesicle-mediated transport; endoplasmic reticulum to Golgi vesicle-mediated transport. The record is from RefSeq and is a predicted model, not a curated record. Bases 1 to 2754 code for a protein of 917 amino acids. The transcript is spliced from 6 exons. Gene Ontology annotation, cellular component: endoplasmic reticulum-Golgi intermediate compartment; Golgi membrane; endoplasmic reticulum. Gene Ontology annotation, molecular function: structural molecule activity. Lineage: Eukaryota; Fungi; Ascomycota; Eurotiomycetes; Eurotiales; Aspergillaceae.
AUGAGUUACAUGAAAAAGGAUGAGGAUGCCGACCAGACUAUGAUCAAGCUGGAUCGGACGUCUGUUUUCCAAGAUGCACGGCUAUUCAAUACAUCACCGAUAUCCCCUCGACAAUGCCGCACCCUCCUGACCAAGCUCGCCGUCCUCGUCUUCACUGGCGAGCAGUUCCCGACAAAUGAAGCGACCACUCUUUUCUUCGGUAUCUCGAAGUUGUUUCAGAACAAGGAUCCCUCGUUACGGCAGAUGGUAUAUCUUAUUCUGAAGGAGCUUGCAAACACGGCCGAAGAUGUCAUCAUGUCCACGAGUAUUAUUAUGAAGGAUACCGCAGUUGGCAGUGAUGUCCUAUAUCGAGCCAAUGCCAUCCGUGCUCUAUGCCGCAUUAUCGAUGCUACUACCGUGCAAGGCAUUGAACGAUUGAUCAAAACCGCUAUCGUUGACAAGACCCCUUCGGUAUCCUCUGCCGCCCUCGUUUCCUCAUAUCACCUCCUCCCAAUUGCGCGUGACGUGGUCCGAAGAUGGCAAAGUGAGACACAGGAAGCGGCUUCGUCGUCAAAACAAUCGACCGGUUUCCUUGGAUUUGGUGGGAGCAACCAGACUCACGCCAUCUCGCAGUCGAAUUUCAUGACCCAAUACCAUGCAAUUGGACUCCUAUACCAGAUGCGCUCCCAUGAUCGUAUGGCCCUUGUCAAGAUGGUUCAACAAUAUGGCGCUGCAGGUGUCGUGAAGAGCCCGGCCGCACUUGUUCUUCUCGUGCGCCUGGCCGCGAAGUUGGCCGAGGAAGAUACCGGGUUAAGAAAGCCUAUGAUGCAGAUGCUCGAUGGAUGGCUCCGGCACAAGCACGAGAUGGUAAACUUCGAGGCCGCGAAGGCGAUCUGCGACAUCAGAGAUGUCAGUGAUGCGGAGGCAUCACAGGCUGUGCAUGUUCUUCAGCUGUUCCUCUCUUCGCCCCGUGCUAUCACUAAGUUUGCAGCGAUCCGCAUCCUUCACCGAUUUGCGUCAUUCAAACCCCAUGUCGUGAACGUUUGUAACCCGGACAUCGAGUCGUUGAUCUCGAACACCAAUCGCUCUAUUGCCACUUUCGCCAUUACCACUCUUCUGAAGACCGGUAAUGAAGCUAGCGUUGACCGUCUGAUGAAGCAGAUUUCCGGUUUCAUGGCCGAGAUCACGGAUGAGUUCAAGAUCACCAUUGUUGAGGCCAUCCGAACACUUUGCCUGAAGUUCCCAAGUAAGCAGGCCGGUAUGCUUUCAUUCCUCAGCGGUAUCCUGCGGGAUGAGGGCGGCUAUGAAUUCAAGCGGAGCGUUGUUGAGAGUAUGUUCGACCUGAUCAAGUUUGUUCCUGAGAGCAAGGAAGAGGCCCUCGCCCAUAUUUGUGAAUUUAUCGAAGAUUGCGAGUUCACCAAAUUGUCCGUUAGAGUUCUGCAUCUCCUUGGUGUUGAGGGUCCGAAGACGUCGCAGCCAACCAAGUACAUUCGAUACAUCUACAACCGAGUAGUUCUCGAAAAUGCCAUUGUCCGUGCUGCUGCUGUCACAGCUCUUGCCAAGUUUGGUGUUGGCCAGAAGGAUCCUGAGGUCAAGUCCAGCGUUUCUGUUCUUCUAACGCGUUGUCUUGAUGAUACCGAUGACGAAGUCCGUGACCGUGCUGCUCUCAACCUGAGGUUGAUGGCUGAAGAGGAUGAAAUAGCCGAUAUCUUCAUUAAAAAUGAAUCGAUGUACUCGCUUUCGACCUUCGAGCACCAACUUGUUAUGUAUGUGACAUCUGGCGAUAAAGAAACGUUUGCUGCAGCGUUCGAUGUGUCUACGAUUCCCGUCGUCUCCCAGGAGCAAGCCUUGGCUGAAGAGCGGACCAAGAAGCUUACGAGUGCUACGCCGACACUCAAGGCACCUUCGACUGGGCCUCCCAAGGGUGCCAAGGCGAAUGGUGUUGCCGAGGCUGCCACCGCAGCGGCUACUCAGAAGUAUGCAGAGCAGCUUAUGCAAAUCCCCGAGCUGAAGGCAUAUGGUGCAUUGCUCAAGUCUUCCGUUCCCGUCGAACUCAGCGAGAGCGAGACAGAGUACGUUGUUACUGCCGUCAAGCACAUUUUCAAGGAGCACAUUGUUUUGCAGUAUGACAUCAAAAACACCCUUCCGGAUACUGUUUUGGAAGAUGUUACCGUGGUUGCAACGCCAUCAGAAGAGGAUGUCCUAGAGGAAGAGUUUAUUGUUCCUGCGCCCAAAUUAAAUGCCAACGAGCCCGGCGUCGUAUAUGUCACAUUCAAGAAACUUGAGGGCGAGCACAGCGUCCCUGUCGUUUCAUUCACAAACAACCUGAAGUUCACCAGCAAGGAAAUCGACCCUACGACUGGGGGGGCAGAAGACAGCGGAUACGAAGAUGAAUAUCAAGUCAAUGAUCUCGAGCUAGCGGGUAGCGACUAUGUGAUCCCCACAUUUGCUGGCAGCUUCGACCACGUCUGGGAGCAGACAGGUGCUACUGGCGAGGAAAUCAGCGAGACUCUUCAGCUCAGCAACCUGAAGGGCAUCGCAGAUGCAACCGAGCAACUAAUCUCUGCACUCUCCCUCCAACCCCUCGAGGGAACCGACGUCGCCCUCAGCAACAGCACGCAUACCCUGAAAUUAUUCGGGAAAACAGUGUUAGGAGGCCGAGUCGCCGCCCUCAUCAAGAUGGCAUACUCUAGCAAGACCGGAGUGACGACUAAACUCACAGUGCGCGCCGAAGAAGAGGGCGUUGCGGCUGCUGUGAUCGCUUCUUUGGCAUGA